Messenger RNA from Magallana angulata, 1421 nucleotides. RefSeq lists its product as uncharacterized. The transcript is spliced from 5 exons. Bases 163 to 885 code for a protein of 240 amino acids. NCBI's taxonomy places the organism in Eukaryota, Metazoa, Mollusca, Bivalvia, Ostreida, Ostreidae. The record is from RefSeq and is a predicted model, not a curated record.
GGAAAGUAAUUUCUAUGUUGUGUUUCUACUUUCAUUUCAUGCUGAAAAAAACCCAAGGGGAAUUUCUUUUUAUAACCCAAUAUAUAAUUUUAACUGUAAACAAACCAAACAGAUAUUUGGAUUUUAAGAACCUAUCAAAAGAAUACGGAAAGGAUAUACUAAAUGAGUCGCCAGACUGGACCCUCACCUAGUGUAGGAGUGUUCGGUAUUUCCCUAGGGUCCACAGUACCCCAAGACGAGACCCAGGGGAGUCACUUCCUCCAAACACUCAGAGAUCUCGAGAAUCAAGUAAAUGUGCGACAAGCAGAAAUUGAAAUACUGAAAGAUAAGUUGAUCUCUUCGGAAGCCGAUGUUUUAAUUAAAAAAGGAGCCCUAGAUGAACUCGCCAAAGCACAAGAAGAAAAUCGAGUUCUGAGGAUACUUGCUUUGGAUGGAAAAAAAUGGAGGGAUCAAGCAAAUGAAUUGAGUCGGGAAAACGAUCGUCUGCGACAGCUUACCGAAGAUCUCACUUUGGAGAGCAGGCGACAGCGUCAAAUCGUAAAUGAACAAGAAGAGAAGAUGAAUCUGUUGGUCAUGAUGUUUGACCUGAAAGACAUGGAGCUGCGCCAAGAGAGGGAGACCAAUCUCCAGCUGAAGAGGAAACUGAAGACGUUGUUCAGUCCCGAGGAGACCCCGGAGCGCCAUGGCCGCUUCAAGCGCCAGUCGCUGAAGGAUUGUUCUCGCUGCCACGCCGAGAUCUCGACGACCGCACUCUGUAGAUACCACCCGAAAAUACCCGUUAAACUGGACGGGAAAUUCUACUUCCCCUGCUGUCAGAAAUCCGGGAUAAGGGAGCCAGAGGGUUGCCAUCAUGAUGGUCAGCAUACCGUCGUUUUCGCUUCCUGAAAUGGCCCCCUACCCUUCCUUUCUCCACCCCUCUAAAAAAAGCUCAAGACGAGUAUUAUUGAACUUCGUAUGGCAAGACUUUCUGAAAGUUUUAGAGUAUUAUAUUUUUGCUGGUAAACAGACGAUAUAGUAUUAGACGAUGUAGUAUUAGCCCUCUGUUUUAAUUUCUCGCUUUGUUCAGUUGUGUACUUAUAAUAAGAUAUGAAUUUUUAACUCUCAUAUUUGGAACCAAUACUAUAUAUGAAGGUUGUUAGUAUUUCUUACAGUUAUGAAUGGUGAAAAAGCUCAACAGAAUUGUCUUAAAUUACUGAUUAAGGGCCAUAGUUUCAAUGGCAAUUGAAAAUUGUUAAUUAAUGCAGAAAGAACUUUGUUGUUUGCUUGUCAGUUCGCUGUACAUAUUAGCUUAGACUUACUAGGAAAAUUUGUGCGUAGUUAAGUAACUGGAUAUUCAUAUAUGUUUGCUAGUACUAGAACUUUUCCCGCGAUCGAGUUCGAACGUAUGAUCAUGACAUCAAAACUGAAAGAUAUUUACAUAU